Zymoseptoria tritici IPO323 is the source of this 1080-nucleotide messenger RNA. RefSeq lists its product as uncharacterized. NCBI's taxonomy places the organism in Eukaryota, Fungi, Ascomycota, Dothideomycetes, Mycosphaerellales, Mycosphaerellaceae. The record is from RefSeq and is a predicted model, not a curated record. The transcript is spliced from 2 exons. The annotation marks the transcript as partial.
UCACAGUCUCCCGAGGCCAAUUCCACCUGCAUGGACCUCCCCGGCGCCGACAAAGUAAUGGUCCUCCUCAAAACCGGCGCAACAGAACUCUACCAGAAACUCCCAAUACAUCUCUUGACCACACUCGGCUGCACUCCCAAUUUCUUGUUGUACUCGGACCUCAACCAAACCUUCGCCUCCCAUGAGAUACACUCCGCCAUCGACACAGUCAGCACCACAACCCGCUCCACGCACCCGGACUUCGAACUGUAUCGCGCUUUACAACAACACCACUCUUCAAAUCAAGACAUGUCCAAGCUCUCCGGCACUGGCGGCUGGAACCUCGAUAAAUGGAAAUUCCUCCCCAUGCUGCACGACGCCUACAUCAACUCUCCAUCACACAUCGACUGGUUUCUCAUUAUCGAAGCCGACACCGCUAUCUCCUGGCUGAAUCUCCUCCUCUGGCUGCCUCAUUUGAAAGCCUCCGAAAACCUCUACCUGGGGUCCCAAAACGUCAUCGGAAAAUCCUUCUUCGCGCACGGCGGGUCCGGCGUCCUCAUCUCCCGUCCCGCAGUCGCCGCCCUGGAAACCCUCCGCGAGCUUGAAGGCGCAGAAACCUACGACGGCAGAUGGGAAGGCAUAACGGCACAAUCGUGCUGCGGCGACGAAGUCCUCGCUCGCGCGUUACUGGAAGCCGGAACAGCCCUCAUGGGCGCCUUCCCGAUCAUUCAAGGCGAAACACCUUCCACGGUAGACUUCACGGGACUGCACUGGUGCGUUCCCGCGGUAACGUGGCACCAUGUUUCGCCUGUACAAGUCGAUGCGCAGUGGACAUUUCAAACGCAGUGGGUGGAAAAGUACGGCUGGGAACGACCGAUGUUGUAUAAAGACAUCUUUGAGCACUUCGUGGCACCACACAUCGGAGAGACGAGGAAGGGGUGGAGGAACCUGAGCAAGGAUCGGAAAAUUGAUGAGGAGAAAGCUUCUGUCGAGUCGGAGCAGGCGUGUGAAGGAUGGUGCAGGAGCAAGGGAAAAGGGGAGUGCAAGCAGUGGAUGUGGAUGCCAGGACGGUGUUAUCUGGGCAAAGACGUGAGGUUGGGG